AUGAAUGAAACUCUUUUUUUAAGCAUAAUUAUUUUAUUAUUAAUCAUUUAUAGCGUAAAGAAUCCUACUUUAAAAAUAUCCCUCCUAGUGUUGUUAUUUAUAAGUUAUUGAGCGAGUAUUGACUUUUUUCUUCCCUGGCAGAAUGGGUUCUUAACUAUUAAUAAUUGAGUUGCAACCACUAAAAUGGUGAUUCUUGUAGGUAGCUUAUCUAUUUUAUUGAUGGCCCCUCCUACCAUGAGGGAGGGAGCUAUUCCGGUUCUAAUUUUAAUGGUGGCCCUGGGAAGCAUUCUUUUGGUUUCUGCGAGUAACUGGUUAUCAGUUUAUUUGGCUAUUGAAUUACCAACUCUUUCUCUUUUUAUAUUAGUAGCUCAAAAAAGGGGUUCUGGGUACAGUGUUGAAGCUGGACUAAAAUAUUUUGUGUUAGGUGCGCUCUCCUCAGGUCUAUUUUUGUUUGGGUGUGCUUUUUUAUGCGGAUUAACGGGAGGAACUAGUAUUCCCUGUGUAGAUCUCGUGCUCAAUCAAGAAGGUGGUCAAAUUUUCCCAACUUCUGGCGUGAUAACUCCUAUAGGAGGUCUGUUAAUUACAGGGGCGUUGUUGUUUAAGCUAUCUGCGGCCCCUUUCCAUAUGUGGGCGCCGGAUGUAUAUGAUGGUGCUCCGACUACUACUACCGCUUUAUUAGCGAUCGUGCCUAAAGUUGGGAUAUUUUCUAUUUUAGUUUCGAUUGGGCCGGUGGCUAAUGUGCUGUUGAUUGGGGUAAUAUUUUCAAUGGUGGUGGGCGCCCUCGGUGCUUUGAAUCAAACCAAAAUUAAACGACUAUUGGCUUACAGUGGAAUUGCGCAUAUGGGUUUCGUUCUCUGGGGAAUAGAGAUUGGGACUUUUGAAAGUGUGCAGGCUAGUUUAAUAUAUAUGAUUUUAUAUGUCAUUAUGUCUAUUUGUGCCUUUACUAUCGUAUUGGCUUUAGGAGGUCUAAAAAAUCUAAUUGUGGAAUUCAGUGGUCUUUCGAGAAGAGAGCCGACUUUAGCCAUAACAUUGGCUUUAACUUUUCUUUCCAUUGCUGGAAUUCCUCCUCUAAUUGGAUUUUUUAGUAAAUGAUGAAUUCUAUUGUCUGGGAUUACCUAUCAGUAUUACUUAGUUUCAAUUUUAGCCGUAGUUUGCUCUGUGGUGGCUGGUGUUUAUUAUGUUAGAAUAGUUAAAAUUAUUUAUUUUCAAGCCGAUUCCUUUUUCUUAGUGGGCCUUAAAACCCUUAGAGAAAAAAAAAGGCUAAACUUUAGGAGGUCUCUGUUGAUUGGGGCCAGUUUGUAUCCCAUGGGAUUUAUGAUAAUUUCCCCGAAUUUAUUGUUACAAUUGGCCCACUGGGCUACGGUGGGGCUAUUCUAG
Actinia tenebrosa (Australian red waratah sea anemone) is the source of this 1377-nucleotide messenger RNA. Lineage: Eukaryota; Metazoa; Cnidaria; Anthozoa; Actiniaria; Actiniidae. The record is from the annotation of a RefSeq genome assembly.